AUGGUUUUUGCAUUGCUCAAAAUUCAGCCCAUCAAUGAAAGGAUUUACGUCUUCAAAUGGUAUAUGAAUGGGACGAGGACUAAUCUGAGCAGUGGAGGUGUGGUGGGAUUCAAUUUUCUCCAUUGGAUGCCAUAUGCUUUGAAAAUGAGUGAGGAUGAGAUUAUUAGCCAUGCUGGGCUUGAUUCUGCUGCAUUCUUGCGAAUUUUUAUUCUUUGCUUGAAAAUAUUUGGACUGAUAGCCAUUGUGGCACUCGUGGUUCUUAUUCUAGUGAAUGUAUCUGGUGGAGCUUUAGACUUUGGGAGUCCUGACUUGGUUUUCAACAUCCACGAUAAGCUAUGGAUAUCAAACAUUUGUCCUAAAUCUUAUAAGACUAAUCCGAGCAGUGGAGGUGUGAUGGGAUUCAAUUUUCUCCAUUGGAUGCCACAUGCUUUGAAAAUGAGUGAGGAUGAGAUUAUUAGCCAUGCUGGGCUUGAUUCUGCUGCAUUCCGGAGAAUUUUUACUCAUUGCUUGAAAAUAUUUGGACUGAUAGCCAUUGUGGCACUCGUGGUUCUUAUUCUAGUGAAUGUAUCUGGCGUAGGUUUAGACUUUGGGGGUCCUGACUUGGUUUUCAACAUCCUCGAUAAGCUAUCGAUAUCAAACAUUUGUCCUAAAUCUUAUAAGUUUAACGUCCUUUCACUCAGGGGAGGAUCCAGGGACGUACCAGCGUUGCUUCAACUCGUCCCUCCAGCCAGAUCCUAA
Molecule: messenger RNA, 738 nt
Organism: Fraxinus pennsylvanica
Lineage: Eukaryota; Viridiplantae; Streptophyta; Magnoliopsida; Lamiales; Oleaceae
Source: the annotation of a GenBank genome assembly